Molecule: messenger RNA, 2580 nt
Organism: Phragmites australis (common reed)
Lineage: Eukaryota; Viridiplantae; Streptophyta; Magnoliopsida; Poales; Poaceae
Product: kinesin-like protein KIN-13B
Exons: 12
Coding region: 137-2236 (699 amino acids)
Biological process (GO): microtubule-based movement
Molecular function (GO): ATP binding; microtubule binding; microtubule motor activity
Source: RefSeq, a predicted model, not a curated record
UCAAACACGAGGGCGUCCCCGCAACGUCUCGCGAAGCCCAAGGUGAAAUCCGCAAAAUCGCCCACGCAUUCAACUCUACUCCUCGCUUAGCCACUCUACACGACGUCGCCCGGCCCCCACCUCGCCGGCAGCAACGAUGAACGGAGGCGGGCGGCGGCGGUACUCCUCGGAGCAGCUCCUCUUCGACGUCCCCGCCAAUGCCGGCGCCGGCCGGUGGGCGCAGCAGCGCGGCGGGUUGCGGCGCGGUGACGGCGAUAUCUUCGUGUCGGUGGAGCCGGCGACGCCGGCGGGGGAGUCGCCGGGGCAGAGGCAGCAGCUCAGCCCCGGGCUGUUCGACCUCCACGCCUUCGACACCGAGCUAAUCCCCGAUCUGCAAGUACCAGGGGCCUAUGACGGUGCUCAAAAGUUUGGCUAUUUGCAUGGAGGUGGGUUUGAUGAUUCAGAUAUGAGCUUCGCAGGAAAUAAGCAGUUGAGCAAGUCCACCGUUUUUGUUGAAAGUAACUACCUGAAGGCCUUCCCUGAGAAAGAGAAGGCAGCGCCUGUUGCGAAGAUCAAAGUGGUGGUGCGCAAAAGACCACUUAACAAAAAAGAAAUAUCAAAGAGAGAAGAAGAUAUCAUAGACAUCGAACAAAGAUCAAACUCUCUGACUGUCCAUGAGACUAAACUUAAGGUUGACCUUACUGAAUAUGUUGAAAAGCAUGAGUUUGUAUUUGAUGCUGUGUUAGACGAAGAUGUUUCAAAUGAUGAGGUUUAUCGUGAAACAGUGGAACCUGUGGUUCCUACAAUUUUUAAUCGAACAAAGGCAACCUGUUUUGCUUAUGGACAAACUGGUAGUGGGAAAACGUACACCAUGCGGCCCCUUCCUCUUAAGGCCUCCCAAGAUAUCCUGAGAUUAAUGUACCACACGUACCGCAACCAAGGAUUUCAGUUGUUUGUCAGCUUCUUUGAGAUAUAUAGUGGUAAAUUAUUUGACCUCCUCAAUGAUAGGAGUAAACUUUGCAUGAGAGAGGAUGGAAAACAAAAGGUUUGCAUUGUUGGUUUACAAGAGUAUAGAGUUGCUGAUGUUGAAACUAUCAAGGAGUUGAUUGAAAAAGGCAGUGCCACCAGAAGUACUGGUACAACUGGUGCAAAUGAAGAAUCCUCAAGGUCUCAUGCCAUUCUUCAGCUUGCUAUUAAAAGACGUGUUGAUGGCAAUGACUCCAAACCACCCAGACCGGUCGGCAAGUUGUCAUUUAUUGACCUUGCUGGCAGCGAGCGUGGUGCUGAUACAACUGACAAUGAUAAACAAACAAGAAUCGAGGGUGCUGAGAUCAAUAAAAGUUUGCUUGCCUUAAAGGAGUGCAUUAGAGCACUUGAUAACGAUCAGACUCACAUUCCUUUCCGAGGUAGCAAAUUAACUGAAGUUUUGCGUGACUCGUUCAUUGGAGACUCAUGCACUGUCAUGAUAUCAUGCAUUUCCCCUAGUUCCGGCUCUUGUGAGCAUACCCUGAACACACUGAGAUAUGCUGAUAGGGUGAAGAGUUUGUCGAAAGGAGGCAAUGCCAAAAAAGAUGUGCCUUUGGCAGUGCCUUCAAGAGAGUCUAGUCCUUCCCCACUGUCUUCAGUUGUACCCUCCACUGCAUCUGAGGUGAUGAAUGAUAUCACUGAAAAAAGUAAUUUUGGUUGGCCCAAGCAGCAGUAUGUCAAAGGUCAGCCAGCUCCAGCAUUUGCGGAUCGAAUGCCCAAGGUGAAGGAAGGGAUGGAGUUCGGCUCAUCAAGUUGUGCUUAUUUAAAGGAACAAAGAAGCAAGGGUAAGAUGGCACAAAACAUAGCUGAAGUACCAGAUACAAUGUACCAGCAGGGAAGGCAACUAGCAGGGAAGGUUAAAGAUUCUGCUUCGGAGAAUAAUAUGAGAAAUUCCAUUGCUUACCCAGUUAGAAGGGCUGAGUCAUACGAAGAAGAUGAACCUCUCAAUGAUCUACUCCAGGAAGAGGAAGAUUUGGUGAGCGCUCAUCGAAAGCAGGUGGAAGAGACCCUGGACAUCCUCAGAGAGGAAAUGAACUUAUUAGGCGAAGCAGAUCAGCCUGGCAACCAGCUAGAUGACUACAUCACACGACUAAGCAGUAUACUCUCGCAGAAAGCUGCUGGAAUUGUUGAUUUACAAGCCCGGCUGGAGCAGUUCCAGAGGCGUCUAAAUGAGAACAACGUGUUGCUAUAUGCGCGUCUAAAUGAGAACAACGUGUUGCUAUAUGCUUAGUGCCUUUGCUCAUAGUAACUUCAGUCAGCACCAACUGUUAGGUUAACAAGAAAGAUGGGCAUUGGCAGAUUCUGUCUGGGAGGUGGAAACCGAUGCGGUGUUUGCCGUGGCCAUGCCGCUGCAAUUCUGAAACUGUAGGUGCAAGGCAAGGGCAGAUCCAGAUGGCUAGUUCACUGCUUCUUGCCAUGAUGGCAGUUGGCCGGUUCACUGGUUCGUUCUUGGCAUGGCCGUCCGUGUGUUCGUGCGCCCCAUCCAUGUGUAUGUCACAUGAGUGCCCUGCUGUUUGUUGCUCAACAAAUACGCGAUUUGCAGAAUGUGAUCAUUUUCCAUCGUUCAGCUAUACA